This is a messenger RNA of Echinops telfairi (small Madagascar hedgehog), 3257 nucleotides long. It is a transcript of the gene NET1, whose product is annotated as neuroepithelial cell transforming 1. Bases 118 to 1746 code for a protein of 542 amino acids. Gene Ontology annotation, molecular function: guanyl-nucleotide exchange factor activity. The record is from RefSeq and is a predicted model, not a curated record. Lineage: Eukaryota; Metazoa; Chordata; Mammalia; Afrosoricida; Tenrecidae. Gene Ontology annotation, biological process: intracellular signal transduction; positive regulation of Rho protein signal transduction. The transcript has 10 exons.
GGCUGCCCAGGGUGGCUGAGCACUCCGCCGACAAGCCUGUGUGACUGUCGUGAGCCGGUCAGGAGGGCUGCGCGGUGUGGGUCGCUUGUAAAGCCUGGGAGGAAUACCUGCUAAAGCAUGGUGGCGCAUGAUGAGAUUGGAGGUCUCCUACCUAUUAAAAGGACGAUUCGAGUCCUAGAUGGGAAUAAUCAGUCCUUCCGAGAGCAAGAGGAGCCAAGCAAUAAAAGAGUCCGAUCUCUAUCUCGGGUCUCAUCCUUGGCAAACUUAAUCUCUCCUGUAAGAAAUGGAGCAGUCAGACGCUUUGGCCAAACAAUACAGUCCUUUACACUUCGUGGUGACAGCAGAUCCCCGGCUUCUGCCCAGAAGUCAUUCAGCAGGUCAACAGUCCCAACACCCACCAAAAGGAGAAACAGUGUCCUCUGGUCCGAGAUGCUAGAUGUCAACAUGAAGGAGUCUUUAACUACGAAAGAAAUCAAGCGCCAGGAGGCAAUAUAUGAAAUGUCCCGAGGUGAACAGGAUUUAAUUGAGGAUCUCAAACUUGCAAGAAAGGCCUACCAUGACCCCAUGUUAAAGCUGUCCAUUAUGUCAGAAGAGGAACUCACACAUAUAUUUGGUGAUUUGGACGCUUACAUACCUCUGCAUGAAGAUUUGUUGGCAAGAAUAGGGGAAGCAACCAAGCCUGAUGGGACAGUGGAGCAGAUUGGUCACAUCCUUGUGAACUGGUUGCCAGGCUUGAAUGCCUACAAAGUCUACUGUAGUAACCAGCUCGCAGCGAAAGCUCUCCUUGAUCAAAAGAAACAAGAUCCAAGAGUCCAAGACUUUCUCCAACGAUGUCUUGAGUCUCCUUUCAGUCGAAAACUAGAUCUCUGGAGCUUCUUAGAUAUUCCUCGAAGUCGCCUGGUCAAAUACCCUUUAUUGAUCAAAGAAAUUCUCAGACAUACUCCCAAAGAUCACCCUGAUGUUCAGCUUCUGGAAGAAGCUGUACUGAUAAUCCAAGGCGUUCUCUCUGAUAUCAACUUAAAGAAAGGUGAAUCAGAAUGCCAGUAUUACAUUGACAAACUGGAAUACCUGGAUGAAAAGCAGAAGGACCCUAGAAUUGAAGCAAGUAAAGUAUUGCUUUGCCAUGGGGAACUGAAGAAUAAAAAUGGACAUAAACUUUACAUUUUCCUGUUUCAAGACAUCUUGGUUUUGACUCGACCUGUUACGAGAAAUGAGCGCCACUCUUACCAGGUUUACCGGCAGCCGAUCCCUGUGCAGGAGCUGGUGCUGGAAGACUUGCAGGAUGGAGAUGUUAGGAUGGGCGGGUCCUUCCGAGGGGCUUUCAGCAACUCAGAUAAAGCUAAAAAUAUCUUCCGAGUUCGCUUCCAAGACCCCUCUCCAGGCCAGUCUCAUACCCUCCAAGCCAACGACGUGUUCCACAAGCAGCAGUGGUUCAACUGCAUCCGAGCAGCGAAGGCCCCCUUCCAGGAGGCCGCCAGCCCCACGGAGCUCACAGGUUUGCCAGAGCUCAGUGAAGAGUGUGAGGAGAACAGCCUGUCCGCGUCCAACGUCCAGGCACAGAGAAGGGUCUCAACAGUGUCCACCAUCCUUCAAGUAGACGUGGAGGAAAAUGCCCCCGAAUGUGGGCCUAGUGUGCAGACAGCUGAGGAAAGCAGGAGUGUAAAAGCAAACCGGACGCAGUCUGGGUUCCGGAAAGCAAGGGACAGAGCCCAGUUAAGUGGCAAACGGAAAGAGACUUUGGUAUGAAGAAAACUGCAUUCACAGAUGGGGACACUAUUUAUAAAUGUGUACAGUUUUUGUUGUUGUUUGUGUUGUAACGUGAGUGUGGAAGUAUUAUAGGGGUUACUUUGUACCCAAUUUAAUAUUUCCAUGUUUUUUGUUAUUGUUCUUUUUUUUAAUGGCAGCUAAAAUGACAGUUUUUUAAGAAUAUAAUUUUCUUGGUUUCUUUAGCACAUGAAAGCCUGGUAUCUUUGGGCAAAUGAAACAUGCAUAAAUGUUUUUUUCCUAUUCUCGGUUCAUCACAACUUUGCAAUACCAAUCAAUUGUGCUAUUUAUACUAUUUGACCAAAAUUAGAAUUUUUUCAAAUACUGAAAUUUUACCAGUGUCUCUUUGAGAAAACUUGCAUGCAGAAUUUGAGAUCAUACCCUGGGUAUCUAAAAUUUACAUGGAAUAUAUAUUUUGCAGUAUUUCAAAAUUUAUAUUGAGAUAUAACUUCCUUGGAAAACAAACCAUAAAACCCUUAUAGGUUUUCCAUUUUAUAAACUGGAAUGCUUUAUAUUAGUUUGUUUUUUCACUGCACAUUCCUCAUUCAUUUAACCUGCCGAUUAUUUAAUUUUUUUUAUUAUAAAGUAGCUUUUAGUUAUUUGCUUUUAUUUUUUUACUUGAUGUCCUUUCAAAUCGACAUGUUCUUAAAGUAUUUUUCUUUGAUUUAAAAUGUGUGUGUACGUAUGCGUGUGUAUAUAUAUAUAUAUACAUAUAUAUAUUUUUAAAUCAUAUUAACUUUACCAAGUGAAACCAAGCCAUACUGUUUUUGAGCCAAUUAGAAAAUCACAGUGAUUAAAGUGUAGCAUUUUGGGGUGGUGAAAGUAAAUGAAAUGACUUAGUAUAUUCUAGACUACUGAACGAAAACCACCUUACGAACUGAGUUGAAAGUCGUAGCAUGGACUGAAAAGCAAGAGGGAAAACAGGAUGAUUGGUAAUAGGUUUUUGUGUUUUGUUUUGCUUUAAAGAGGGGAAAAGAGAGUCGUUUUGUCUUAAAGUAGAAUGUCUGGUUGUGCCAGUAUGUGAGCGAUAGUGAAGCUCAACUUGAGGGUAUGUAGUAAGUUGUAGAAGGUUUAAGGGGAAGUGAACUUUAUUUGCCUUGGUUUACAAUACCAGCAAAUAAUGCGUUUGAAAAGAAGCGAUGAGGUGUUUUGAAGUCUUUACAGAGUAGAUCAGUUGUGGUGGACUUAUUCAUAGGAUAGUAAAAAAGGCUGGUGAACCUCUCACUGCAGAAUGCUGUAUGAGUGGCAAUACUUUGUAUUAAAAAAGGAGGGAGAAUCAUAGUCUUUAAAAAGGGGUAAACAGAGUGGGCCCCAAACCAUGUGUCAUGGCAGGUUUAUAAUGCCAAUCGGUUCAAGUAAAUGUUGACUAUUAUGUGAAAUAUAUUUGGCCAGUGAAAAUGAAAAUUGGAAAAGAUUGUAAAUAGAUCACUCCAAAUGAUUUCUCUGUAUAAAUGAAUUAUACAAUUAAAAAACAAAAAAAACCCACCAAAUCA